CACCCACGCAAACGAGCUCCACCCUGUUGAAAAAAAUGGUGGUAAGAUCUGCCACAACAAAAGUCUACAACUGGUGCUAUGACCGUGUUUACUAUCCAUGCUGGGACACAACUGGUAAUGCUUUCCCGCCUAUAAGGAUAUUCUUCCUCGCUGGUGCCGUCUUUUUCUACCUAGCAGACGUCGCAAUAGAUAUAUAUGCCGCCAUUGAACACUACAUUGCCUGGAAGGGAGGGAGUGACACUGCCAGAGACUACUUUAUAGCGACGGUGGUCUUCAUUAUAGUCCCCAGUUUACUCAUUAAUGCCACAUCACUAUUUCUCUACGUGUGGGCUCAAUGCAUGAACAAGAGAAGGGCCAAAGAAGGCUAUCAGCUUUACGUAGCAAAAAGUGAUAUUCCAUUUCACUAUAUUGUGUCAAAGAAGGAUUCAUCAUGGCUCUUUAAAGCUGAGUCUAAACUAAUUGAUUGUUUUAGAAUGUCAAAAUGCUUUCAGUGGUGUAGGAGUAAGAGGAGUACAGCUGCAGAGUCUGGUAUAGUUCUACAAAGAAUAGCAACAGGAAGUAGUGGCGAUGAUGAUUUGGGUAAUGUGGGUCAAAACUCUCCACUUGAAACUGAAAGAGAAGAAACAAGAUUUGAUUUGGAGGCCGGGCAAGAUGAGGUAGAUGUUGGCAAUAAUGAUGAAAGUGAUUCUAGUAAUAGAGAAAGCCCAGCACCACUUCUUGAUGAAGAAGAAAGAGGAAAAGGAGGUCUGAGAACUGAGGCACAUCCUGCUUCUAGUCUUGAAGAGGAUGAUUCCUACAAACCUCUCGAUAAGUUCUCACAUUCACAAUUUGCAUUCAUUGUCAUUCUUCAUCUCCUCCAGGUGGGUUUUUUAUUCAGGGUCCUGCGGCUCCUUUACCUUAACUGUCGUAGAAGAGACAAGCUUUCGUUUGAUCGCUACAAGGAUAUAUCUUUCUUGAGGUUGAUGGAAGGAUUUUUUGAAUCAGCACCCCAGCUGCUGCUCCAGUUGUACGUGGUUACAUUGGAGGAGAUACCUGACAUUGAAAGGAAGGUUAUUACUGGAAUGGCUGUCGUUAUUUCGAUGGGUUCUCUUGCCUUAGCAAUUGGUGACUACAUAUCAGCCGAGAAAGACAUAGAUCAUUAUAAUCCUCACGGGAAAAAGAUGACUAGGCUAUCAUGGGGCGCUUAUUUCUUGAUCAUUGUUGCUCAUCUCUUUCUUAUUGUAUCACGGGGGAUAGCAAUAUCAUUGUUUGCAACAGAGUUUUAUCUGAACGUGUUUAUUAUUGGCGCCGCCCAUUACCUCCUUAUGGUGUAUUGGAUGUUCAAGCAAAACAAAGUUCAAAUUGUUGGUAGUAAUAAUUAUAAUGAUAGUCAAACAGUGAAUGGACGCACCACCUGCUGUGGGAGAUAUUGUUUUGAAUUGCUAGCCGCCAUUUUUAAUGUAUUCUUUCCCUUUCGUCUCCAAAAAGACAGUUUCUCAUUCAUCGUCUCUUACUACAUUGUCUUCUUCUUUGAAAACCUUAUCCUCAUUCUACUCUGGGUCAUCAGUGUAGACUAUACUCAAAACCUUUGGUACUUGGAAGCGGCUCCGAUCACAGUCGUACUGGGUUUCCUGCUCGGCAUAGCCCUAUUGUUAUGCUACCAUUUUAAAUGUGAGCCUAAAGUUGAAGAGAGCACAGAUACUGAUGAGGAGUCCCCUGAUUUUUGUUACUCUGUAUCUUUGGAUGAGAGUAUAAUGGUGACCAGCACUUUGAACAGAUUGUAUUUUGUCACUAAUAGGAGCAUCAAAAAUGACUGAUAAAAAUAAUUUUUUUAAUCUCUUAUUACGCAAGUAAAGACCACAGGUACAUGUACAUGCAACAGACAAACAAACAAUAUAUAAUAAUAGUUAUUGUCAAGCUAUAAUGUUUGUUCAUUGUACUAUUUUUAUUUUAA
This is a messenger RNA of Amphimedon queenslandica, 1933 nucleotides long. RefSeq lists its product as uncharacterized. The transcript has a single exon. Lineage: Eukaryota; Metazoa; Porifera; Demospongiae; Haplosclerida; Niphatidae. Bases 36 to 1796 code for a protein of 586 amino acids. The record is from RefSeq and is a predicted model, not a curated record. Gene Ontology annotation, cellular component: membrane.